Messenger RNA from Camellia sinensis, 3992 nucleotides. Its product is annotated as ubiquitin carboxyl-terminal hydrolase 17. Gene Ontology annotation, molecular function: cysteine-type deubiquitinase activity. Gene Ontology annotation, cellular component: cytosol; nucleus. The record is from RefSeq and is a predicted model, not a curated record. NCBI's taxonomy places the organism in Eukaryota, Viridiplantae, Streptophyta, Magnoliopsida, Ericales, Theaceae. Gene Ontology annotation, biological process: protein deubiquitination.
UUUUCCGCGUCUCCUUUCUCCACUUUCUCUCUCAGAAAAACCCUAGAAAUAUCGAUCUGAAAAUUUUAAGGGAAAGCAGUAAAAUCAUCACAGCUAGCGAAAUUUGGUGUAAAUCUUUUGCGCGCGCGCGCGCACACACACACAAAUAUAUAUAUAUAUAUAUAAUUUAUAUAUAUAUUUAUGCAGUUUAUUUCUCUAUCAUCACCGCCAGUUUUCACCAGAACCGCCACGAUGAUGACACAAUCAUCGACUCGUUGCAUUCAGAGGAAUCUUCUCCUCCGAGCUUGAUCACCACCUGCAUGCGCAAUUCGCAUCAUCGUGAUCUUUGUCACCACCGCCUCGAUCGUCGCCGGAGAAUCUAUGUGCUUGAAAUUAGGGUUUCGUUGAUGCAUGAUAUAAAUAAAUGCCUCUGGGAGGGGAUCUGGGUUUUUCGUACCUGGUCCUAGUGGCGGCCUUGGUGGCUCCAGCGGUGAUUGCAUUCGUGGUCCGCCGAAAAUGGCGGGCUUCGGUGGCCAGGACUGAGGAGAUCAAGAGGCUUUUGGUCUUGGCUUCGGAGGAGACAGCUAGGGCUGAGCUUGAGGCCUCUACCUAUGUCACUUCACCGGCGUUGAUUCCUCCGCCUUUACCGUAUCGCUGCGCCGUGUGUUAUUCCCCCACCACAACUCGCUGUUCUCGGUGCAAAGCCGUUCGAUACUGCUCUGGUAAGUGUCAAAUUAUUCAUUGGAGACAAGGCCACCAGGCAGAAUGCCGUUCUAUUACUACUACUUACCCGAUCAAUGACCUGGGUGGUGGUGCCAGUCAAAAGGUGUUGAAGCAAGAAGAAGAGGAGAUUUAUGGCAACAGCUUUGAGACUGAGGAAAGGCAGUAUGCUGAAUCAGUUAAAAAUUUACCUGAGGAACCUGCAUUUUCUAAAUCAAAUGGCUCUGUUGAUAGUUUUUGUGGUAGUGAUGACAGUGAAGUUAAGUGCGCUGCUAAUGGGAAAGAGAAAAAUUCUAGUUCACGUGAAACCAAGAGAUCAGUUGGACAUCAGUCUGCUAAUGUUUUCCCUGAUAAGCUUGAGACCAAUUGUGUUGACAUGGAUCAAAAUGGGCCACCAUCUUCAAAGCACAACACUUCUGUGGGUUCUGUAGAUCGUCUUACUAGUUCAGGUAAGUUAAACAAGACCAAACCCAAUGGUAGAAAUCAUGAUAUUCAGUAUGAAUCAACAAGCACUUCAGGCUGGAGUGCUGAUGGCACCAAUGACUCUUCAUUUUCUGAGCCUUCUACCCCAUCUUCUGGUUUUUGGGAAGGAACUAUCAAAUCUAGUAGGCCCAAAAUUGAUACCCUUGACGUUUCUGCUCAGUCCAGUUCCAGUGGGGCUGGUGAUGGCAACAUACACAAUUCUCCAUCAUCUCUAAGUUCUUCCUUCAACUUUGAUAAUAGGAAUUCUGUUCCUUCUGCAGAUGUACAAGGUUCUGAUACCACAACAGUCAUAUCAGAUGGUGCUCAUUCAACUACUUCAGGGAUCAAGAAACCUAUCGAUAGGGCUGUUCUGUCAGAAGAAAUUGGUGAAGAUGUUUCAAAGGGCAGGAGUUCACCAUUAUUAUCAAGCCCUGAAAAGUCUAAUCACAUGGAUGUUCACACUAGCAGUGAUUCACUUGUAUCGAAGUCCAGAGAACCUAGAUAUACCUCGUCUAGUGCUUAUGCUUAUCCAACUUCAAGUGCUGGAGGGCCUUCAGUUAGUACACAUGCUUCAAAGGUCAGUAGCAUCCGGUCUGUGAGCCCUAAAAGGUCAAAUCAUGUGAGUAAUGGCAGUAGCACUACUCCUCGUUCAUUGGAAUCUAAAGAAAGUGGACCUUUAUCGUCUACCACAAGAAGGCAUUCACUUCAGGGUGCAAAAUCUGGAAAGGAUGAUAGUGCUCAUGCAGUUUCUGUUAGUUCUUCUGAGAGUACAAGUUAUUCACCAAAUGCUAUUAAUGGCUUGAAAACAUCAAUGCUGAAAGUUGUUGGCCAGCUCAGAGCCUCUAAAUCUUCGCGACAGUCUCAGUCAGAGGUUGGGAGUGAGAUUGCUGGAAGAUAUGAUAACAAGGGUCUGUUUUCAUACGAACUUUUUGUCAAGCUUUACAACUGGAACAAGAUUGAACUGUGGCCAUGCGGCCUGAUAAAUUGUGGGAACAGCUGUUAUGCUAAUGCCGUGCUCCAGUGCCUGGCAUGUACGCCACCUCUGACUGCUUAUCUUCUCCAAGGACUUCAUUCUAAAGCAUGUGAGACAAAAGGAUGGUGCUUCACCUGUGAAUUUGAAAGAUUAAUUCUGAAGGCAAAGGAAGGAAUUUCUCCACUGUCUCCAAUUGGGAUACUAUCUCAGAUUCAAAGCAAUGGAAGUCAUCUUGGUAAUGGGAGACAGGAAGAUGCGCAUGAAUUUCUAAGGUACGCUAUAGAUACGAUGCAAUCUGUUUGCCUCAAGGAAGCUGGAGUGAAUGCAUCAGGGUCUUUAGAAGAAGAAACAACUCUAAUAGGCCUUACAUUUGGGGGCUAUCUUCGGUCAAAGAUAAAGUGCAUGAAGUGUGGAGGCAAAUCUGAGCGGCAUGAAAGGAUGAUGGAUCUCACUGUUGAAAUAGGAGGAAAUAUAGGAACUCUAGAGGAGGCUCUGCGACAGUUUACGGGCACUGAGAUUCUGGAUGGUGAAAACAAGUAUCAGUGCAGCAGAUGCAGAUCCUAUGAGAGAGCCAAAAAGAAGUUGACAGUACUGGAGGCUCCUAAUAUUCUUACUAUAGCAUUAAAGCGGUUUCAGUCGGGUAAAUUUGGAAAGCUUAAUAAGUCAAUUCAAUUCCCGGAGAUUCUGGACCUGGCCCCAUAUAUGAGCGGGACGAGUGACAAAUCGCCUGUAUACAGGCUUUAUGGAGUGGUGGUUCACCUGGAUAUCAUGAAUGCUACAUUUUCCGGUCAUUAUGUGUGUUAUGUGAAGAAUGUCCAGAACAAAUGGUUCAAGAUCGAUGACAGUACAGUAAGGGCUGUGGAACUUGAUAGUGUCUUGACAGAAGGGGCAUACAUGCUCCUAUAUGCUAGAUGCUCUCCCCGGGCCCCAAGAUUGUUAAGGAGCUCAAUUAUACAGCGUGAUCCCAGAAAAAUAGAGAGUCCUACAGUUAAUCAUUGGAAUGUUUCUAGGGUUGUUCCUGUAAAUGGUCAGACCCGUAUUGAAUGCUUAUAUCCGAAUCACGCAAGUUUUCAGCCAGCCCGGACGAUUUUUGAAGAGGAUAAUUCAAGUGACAAUUCUUCCUCCAUCUUCUCCGAGGUGUGUUCAUGCAGUACCGACAGCAGUAACAGGGACACUUCUAGCACUGAUGACCACUUUGAUCCCCUUUUUGGUGACCUGGGUCACAACUGGAAUAGCCUGUGGAGGCACCCGUUAGAUUCAGACUCAUCAACUUCAUCAUCCUCUUCCUCACCUUCCCCAUUGUACUCCAGGCAUUCACCACUUGCUGAUUCUGACCGUUAUUCUUCAGGAUAUCCCGAGACCAGUGGCUUUCAAAAUCAGAAUGGGGAAUCAGACGACCAUGGGUUUUGGGGAAGAAUACCCAGUGGGAGCUUAAACCAAGAAGAUGAGGCAAGUAAUGUUCCCUUUUUGUACUGUGAUAGAAGCAGUCUGUGUAGAAAGUUAGUUAGUACUAGUUGUAGGGAGACUGACUUGGACAGAUUACGAUGGGCUAACCCUUCGGCUUACAAGAAAUCUGAUGUGUGUUUUAGAAGAUCAAUGAGUGAAAGAACAGAUUAAAAAGCGUUUUUCUUAUUGUAAAGAUAUUGAGUUAGAGAGAGGAGGUGGGAAUAAGAAGAGUUUAGGAAUGAGGGGAGGGGUGAGAGAGAGAGGCUUGUAUGUAUUGUACUCUUGUUUUGGGGAGGGGUUAGAGAGAGAGGCUUGUACGUAUUGUACUCUUUUGUUUUGGGCUUUGUCUAGAAGAUUGGCCAUUAUUUUGUCACUCUCUCUUCCCUUUAUAUAUAAAGCAUCCAUUUUCUUA